This is a messenger RNA of Photinus pyralis (common eastern firefly), 1377 nucleotides long. RefSeq lists its product as uncharacterized. The record is from RefSeq and is a predicted model, not a curated record. The coding region runs from base 174 to 1331 and encodes 385 amino acids. Gene Ontology annotation, biological process: proteolysis. The transcript has 2 exons. Gene Ontology annotation, molecular function: aspartic-type endopeptidase activity. NCBI's taxonomy places the organism in Eukaryota, Metazoa, Arthropoda, Insecta, Coleoptera, Lampyridae.
CAAUGUAAUAUGUAUCGUGUCAAGUAGUCCAUUCAUAUAUUCAUCCAUAAUUAUAUAGAGCAUCUCAAAAUGGCAGUAUUAUUAAACCACUCUUACUCAAACCACAUACUUAACAUGGUGUCAGGUGUAAAAUAGUAGUAAAAGUUAUAACACGUUUCUUUACUAAGGUGAACAUGGAAAAUUUCAAGCCCCCAUCAUCAUUGAAUCUAAGCGAAGACGUCGCAGAGAACUGGAAGUUAUUUAAACAACGAUUCCAAAUAUUUUUGGAGGCAACCGAAUAUACUAAAAAAUCGGGGUCAGUUCAAGUGGCUAUGUUAUUAAACACGAUCGGUGACGAUGGGCUGCAGCUGUUCAAUACAUUUAAUCUCUCGAAUGAAGACAGAAAAGAUAUUGGGAAAGUGUUACAAUGCUUCGAAGACCACUGCAUACCGAGAAAGAAUCAGGUCUUUAACAGAUACAAAUUCUUUAACCGCAACCAGGCGGAGGGUGAGUCAUUCGAUAACUUUCUUACAGAUUUAAAGAAAAUAGCAAAAAUAUGUGAGUUUGAAAAACAAGAAGAGAGCCUGGUGCGGGAUAAAAUAAUACUGGGCAUUAGAGAUAGAGGACUACAGGAAGCACUGUUGAGAGAAGCUGACAUAAAUCUGGAGAAGGCUAGCAACUUGUGCCGAGCAGCUGAAGUCAGCAAACAACAGGUGAAAUUAAUGCGUGAAGGUAAAGGAAAUGAACUAAAUAUUAAUAAAUUAAAAAUUGGACAUAGUAAAAAAGGGACCAAUAGCGGUAGUUCUGAAAAUGGUCAUAAUGAUAACUAUCAGUGUAAAAAAUGUGGUAAGACUCAUGCAAUUCGUGCUUGUCCUGCCUAUGGGCUUAAAUGUAACCAGUGUGGUCGGUUUAACCAUUUUAAAGUAGGGUGUAAACAGGCUAGGGCGACACAAGUCGGGCGAUGGAGAAAAGCUGACAAAAAAGGUGUCAACGAAUUAGAUUUUAAUAAUGAACGAGAUGAACCUGAACAGGCAUGGUUUACAAACGAAUUGACAGUGCGAAGUAUAAAAUCAGGUGCUUUAAGUAAAAGUUGGACACAUGCGAUAAUGUUAGACAAUCGGUUAUCGGUGGACUUUAAAAUUGAUACAGGAGCAGACAUUAAUGUUCUUCCGUAUAAUUAUUAUAAGACUUAUUUUAGCAGGUUUAGCCUAAAGGAGACUAAUUCUGUGUUAAUAGCAUAUGGUGGUACUAAAAUUGAAACUUUCGGUAUUGUUAAAAUUCCGUGUAAAGUUUGGGUAAGCUGCCUUUUAAUUACAAAAUUUGCCUCUCGGAGAAUGCAGUUCCUACUGUAAAGCCAGCUCGAAGAUAUGCCUCCUGCAUAAAGGAAAAACUGCAAGC